UGCUCAGCCAGUCAGCUCGGCCAACCUCGCAACUGCCAAGCAGAAGACAGGAAGCCAGCCUGGCUCCUGGCUUUGGGGCUGGGAACUGUGGGAGGAGGGCCCAAGCCCCACUGGAGGCAACCUUUAGUGUCAAGACCCCAGGAACCAAUCCUCUGUCUGGCCAGAGGGACACAGGCUUGUGGCAUUUCUCCAGAGGCUCUCUAGGGGGAGGGAGGACCUCCCUGGAACCAUAGGCCUAGCCUCUGGCCCUGGUAACACCCAGCCUGGGCCCGCCUGAGGGCCAACAAGUCAGGGCAGGGGGCAGCAAAUUUUUAACUCGGAACGUUGAUCAUUAACGGGGGUAGGAAAGAGUCCAAACUCAGCAUUCCUUGAGGGCAGAGACCAGCUCGAUCUCGAGCCUCCUGUGGAGAUGCUGGUCCCCCGAGUUUGGUCCUCUGUGAGGCCGGGGGUGAGCAAGGUCUUGUCCAGGACCUUGGGGGGCUGGCCCUCAGGGGAAGGGAGGAGGAUGGACCUCUCGGGCAUCUACCCACCUGUGACCACCCCUUUCACUGCCACGGCCGAGGUGGACUAUGGGAAACUGCAGGAGAAUCUGCACAAACUGGGCACCUUUCCCUUCCGAGGCUUCGUGGUCCAGGGCUCCAAUGGCGAGUUCCCCUUCCUGACCAGCAGUGAGCGCCUGGAGGUGGUGAGCCGUGCACGCCAGGCCCUGCCCAAGGACAAGCUCCUGCUGGCUGGCUCCGGCUGCGAGUCUACUCAGGCCACGGUGGAGAUGACGGUGAGCAUGGCCCAGGUCGGGGCUGAUGCCGCCAUGGUGGUGACCCCUUGCUACUAUCGUGGCCGCAUGAGCAGCGCUGCCCUUGUUCACCACUACACCAAGGUGGCUGACCUGUCUCCGAUUCCUGUGGUGCUGUACAGUGUCCCAGCCAACACGGGGCUGGACCUGCCGGUGGAUGCGGUGGUCAUGCUUUCCCAGCACCCCAAUAUUGUGGGCAUCAAGGACAGUGGGGGUGAUGUGACCAGGAUUGGGCUGAUUGUUCACAAGACCAGGAGUCAGGAUUUCCAGGUGUUGGCCGGAUCGGCUGGCUUCCUGCUGGCCAGCUAUGCCGUAGGAGCUGUGGGGGGCGUGUGUGCCCUGGCCAAUGUCCUGGGGGCUCAGGUGUGCCAGCUGGAGCGACUCUGCCUCACAGGGCAAUGGGAAGAUGCCCAGAAACUGCAGCACCGCCUCAUCGAGCCAAACACUGCGGUGACCCGGAGCUUCGGGAUCCCAGGAUUGAAGAAAACCAUGGACUGGUUCGGCUACUACGGAGGCCCUUGCCGCUCCCCCUUGCAGGAGCUGAGCCCCGCCCAGGAGGAGGCGCUGCGCCUGGACUUCGCCAGGAAUGGGUGGCUCUGAGCGCCGGUGGGACUGCCGGACCGCACCCACCUCAGCCUCCUGCCGGGUGGCGGCGGCCUGAAGGAAACGUGGGGGAGACGAGGGCUCAGGGUUCGUGGCUCCUCUUCUUACUUCAGUCCUCCAGGUAGACUUUCUCCAGGCACUACCAGGCAUGCUCGUUUCCUGUCCUCCCAGCCCCAUGAUCUCUGAUCUCUGGGUAUUUGUAUCCUGAACUCUGGGUCUUUAGAUACCUUCA
Molecule: messenger RNA, 1628 nt
Organism: Odocoileus virginianus texanus
Lineage: Eukaryota; Metazoa; Chordata; Mammalia; Artiodactyla; Cervidae
Gene: HOGA1
Product: 4-hydroxy-2-oxoglutarate aldolase 1
Biological process (GO): glyoxylate catabolic process
Cellular component (GO): mitochondrion
Molecular function (GO): (R,S)-4-hydroxy-2-oxoglutarate aldolase activity
Source: RefSeq, a predicted model, not a curated record